Messenger RNA from Polistes dominula (European paper wasp), 3816 nucleotides. RefSeq names its product glycerol-3-phosphate acyltransferase mino (gene mino). Lineage: Eukaryota; Metazoa; Arthropoda; Insecta; Hymenoptera; Vespidae. Gene Ontology annotation, biological process: glycerol-3-phosphate metabolic process; fatty acid metabolic process; phospholipid biosynthetic process. The record is from RefSeq and is a predicted model, not a curated record. Gene Ontology annotation, cellular component: mitochondrial membrane. Gene Ontology annotation, molecular function: glycerol-3-phosphate O-acyltransferase activity.
AAGAAAAUACAAACGGGAAUAAUUAUGAUGAAUUUAUAAAGAUGUUAAAACAAAACAAAACAAAACAAAAUUGCAGAGAAGACACAUCCAAACCUCGGAACUAAUAAUAUCAAAUACAUGAUAAUAUAAACUCUGAAAUUUAGACAAAAAAUUGGUGAUACAAAUAAAAUAACAAAAAUCUGAUGACAUGCCUUUUGAUCGGAAAGGCAAGAAAGUUUGAGUUCACGAGCUCGCACGAGUGAGUAUCGAAAAGUCAGUGAACUGUUCUCUUUCUAUCUCCCUCUUUCUUGCAUUUUCUAUCGAGGAACAACGGGGGGAGGAAGAAGAAGAAGAAGAAGAAAAGAAAGAGAAAGAGAAGGAGAGAAAAGUUGAUAGUGGUGGUGGUAUGGUGUGGUGUGGUGUGGUGAACAUCAUGAUGAUAAUGAUGAUGAAAAUGAUGGUGAUGGUGAUAGUGAUAUCGGUAUGGUGGUAGUGAAGAUAAUGAUUGUUACCCAACUGUAACGCAAACUUAUAGAAAGUUCAAGGAAUAAUUUUGUAGUUAAUAAAUAGUCGUCGUUAGAAACUGUAUAAAAAGAAAAAAAAACGAAUCAAAGAAUAAUAAAAAAAAAAGAGGAAGAAAAUAGUUUUUGAAAUCCCAUACGGGUGGGGGGGAUAGACACGUGUUGAGGUGCGCGAGCACGCACAGGUACCAGUAGUAGGAGAAGGAGGAGAUGGAAGUGUAGAGGGGUUGUGGUGGAUAUAUUAACUCGUAGACUUUCUUGAUGCGAUCUAUGUGACGUUUCCUUCGGUACGUUCGUGUUCGAUCAUAUGUCAGUUCGUCCUCUAUGAUUAAACUCGAGUUAAGUUAAAUCAUUGCUCGUGUGUUUUAGUGUAAGAGUUGUUGGUGGUGGUUGGUAACGGUACCCCAACGUUGGUAUCCACGUGCAGAAAGGAACAUUUAAAUACUCUGCAAUUAGUUAUAUCCUUUUCCGGUACGAAAAAGAAUUUUGGUUUUUUUUUUUUUUUCAGUUUCUAUUUCUUUUCUGUAUCUUUUUCUUCGCCUUUUCUUUUCUUUUCUUUUCUUUUCUCAACGUCACAAAUAUUUGAAUUUAAAAUUUGGUGGGAACCAAUGCUCAGCGGAAUAAUGGACGGUCUCAUCGAGAUUUUUCUCUUCUGCGGGGUGCUUUACUACUUUUUUAAUACCAGAGCUACGAACAUGGUUGACGUACUUUUCAUGCGACUUCAAGAAGUUUAUGUAAAAUGGGAGAAAAAGACGGAAAGGAUGAAACCAAAAAUUAAAACGGAAGAUGAUGGUUUAAUCCCGCUUAAAAAAAGGGAAGAUUUGAUACCAAAAUGUCCUGAAGAUAAUGAAUUAUUAACUGCUGCUAAAUAUAAUAAAAUGAGCUUUGAUGAGCUACCUAUAUCGUGUUAUGAAGGAACAAGUUCAUUAUUAAGAAAUUGUUGCACUCGUUGUACAAUGACUUCGUCUAAAUAUAACGCAAGUUUAGUAAAUCAACAAUGUCGGGAUCCAUAUGGUGUAAGCAUAAUGACGAUAGAUUCCGGUCCUGGAUUAUUUUCUAAAUUGUUUGGUCAUUUGUCUCACGUUUACAAUGUUAAAACAUAUCAUUAUCCAAGAUUAACAGAGACAGUAUUGAACAAUGAGAGAUUAAAAGAAGCGAUUAAAUUAGCUGGUUUAGAAAUGUCUGUAAAAGAUCAAAUAAAUGAAAAAACAGCCUUUAUAAAAGCUCAAGAACGAGCGAAGAUGAUACUUUUAGACAUGGAAAGUAAAAUUAGUAAUGUCUUAUUAAAAAUAGUCGCAUGGGUUCUUUACAAAUUAUUACCUUGCUUCACGCAAUCGGCUAUAGUUUAUUCUCCGCAUAUAGAAAUGUUGACAAAGGCAAAAGAAUCUGGUUUGCCUUUAAUUUUCUUACCCCUGCAUCGUAGUCAUUUGGAUUACGUUAUGAUAAGUUUUAUUCUUCUUAAGUAUAAUAUUAGAAACCCGUUGAUUGCAGCUGGUGAUAAUUUAAAAAUUCCUAUUAUUGGACGACUUCUCAGAGGUUUAGGUGCAUUUUUUAUUAAACGGCGUAUCGAUUCAUGCGCAAAUCGUAAAGAUGUUCUUUAUCGUGCCAUUCUUCAUACAUAUAUUACGGAAAGUCUUCGAGCCGGUCAUAAUAUGGAAUUCUUCGUCGAGGGUGGUAGAACAAGAACUGGUAAACCAUGUAUGCCAAAAGGUGGUAUCCUAAGUGUUAUUGUCGAUGCUAAUAUGGAUGGUACAAUCGAGGAUGCUUUAAUAAUACCGACUGCGAUGAAUUAUGAACGUCUGGUAGAUGGAAACUUUGUUAGAGAACAAUUAGGACAACCCAAAAAAAUGGAAACUUUUGGAUCAACUAUAAAAGCUAUGUGGUCUACAUUAAUGGGAAAUUAUGGGAUUAUUAAAAUUAAUUUUUGUCAACCAUUUUCACUUAAAGAAAUGGUGAAAUCAGUUCAAGAAUUACAACAAAAACAGUCUAGAAAUUCUCCAAGGGAAGACAGGACUCUGAAAUACACGAUAUCUAAUUCAUCUCUUUAUGGAACAGAUUUUGUAGUAGAAGAACAUCGUCAACUGGUUGAUAAAAUAGCGCGUCAUGUUGUAUAUGAUUGUUCUAAAUAUACUCCUAUUAUGUCAACGAAUGUUGUCGCUUGUCUACUUUUAAAUAAAUUUAGGAAUGGAUGUAGUUUAGACAAAUUGGUAGAAUCGUUUGAUGAAGUUCGAGAAGAUUUCAAAGAUGAUGAUUUAGCUUUCACUGGCCAAACCAUUGAUAUUAUUAAUCAUGCAUUGGAUAUCUUAGGUCCAGGAUUAAUCAAACAACAGGAGGAAGAAAUAAUAGAAUCUGUAAAUGGACAGAAUAUUAAAUCAAAUGUCGUUAUGGUUUAUCCUGUAACAAUAUUAUCAAGUUUAAUUGAAUUAUCGUAUUACAGUAAUACUAUGUUACCUUAUUACGCUAUUAAAAGCGCUAUAGUUACGGUAAUUGGUAUUGAAACGUUACCUAUAGUAACUAAUUCCCGAGUUACUCUAACUUAUAAAACUUUUUUUAAAGAUGUAGUAGUAAAAAAAAUAAUUAAACUAUGCGAUAUAUUAAGAUACGAGCUUAUUUUUUGCAAACCUUGUGAAACGCUUGAAUUCAAAAUUGAUGAAGCAAUAGAUGAACUUAAAAAUUCUCUUUCUAUUAAAUUGGAUGAGGAAUCUUACGUAGAUAUAGAAAAGUGGAGUAGAAGAUGUUCUAAGUAUUUUGAUGAUAGUUCAGAUGAAGAAUGUAUGGCAAACAUUCCGACAAAACCGAAAAAAUAUUCUCUUGAUUUAACACCAUUAGAAGUCACGCAUAUGGAAUUUUUACAUGCGAUUUUACGUCCAUUAAUAGAUACAUACUCAUAUAGUGCACUUACUUUGAAAAAAUUAAUAGGAAAAUCUUUAUCCGAAAGGGACUUAAUCAAAGAAGUUUCUAACGAGAUUCAAACGAAUUUGGACAACGGUAGAAUUGUUUAUGGUGAAAGUUUAUGUGUUGAUCCUAUUAAGAAUUCUUUUAAACUUUUUGAAAAGUGGGACAUCUUAGAAUGUAUUAUUCAAGAUAACGUUAAAAAAUUUCGAUUAAAAUCGGGUUACAAUACAAACAAGGCUAUCGAAACGUUGUAUCAAGAUAUAGCAAUAUUUCAAUGGUUCAGAAAUACGAAGUGAACUUCAAGAUAAAAAAAAGUUGAUGGUACGUUGUAUAUAGUUUUUCUAAGCCGUAAAGUAUAUUUUUUAAGAUUUUUUAGAUGAUAUUCUGUAAAUUCGUAAAAAAAAAGAUGUUAAAUAUAUUA